This is a messenger RNA of Penicillium longicatenatum, 663 nucleotides long. RefSeq lists its product as uncharacterized. The coding region runs from base 1 to 663 and encodes 220 amino acids. The transcript has 2 exons. The record is from RefSeq and is a predicted model, not a curated record. Lineage: Eukaryota; Fungi; Ascomycota; Eurotiomycetes; Eurotiales; Aspergillaceae.
AUGGCCGCUCCUCGUUCCACUUCCCUGCGUGCUCUGCGCCAGAUCUCCAACCAGCACUCCGCUGCUCCUAUCGCCCGUCGUGGCCUUCACAUCACCGGCGUCCAGUCUGCCCAGCCGGUCGGUUCUGCCGACAAGGAGCGUAUCUCCAACCAUGACGUCCUUCAGUCCCGAGCAUUCGCAAUGGCCAUGCGCCGCAUCAACAGCAACGCUUUCUCUGACUCCUCCCGUCAAUUCAACACCUCCCGCGCCUCCAAAGCUAACGGUGAUGCGUCCACCGUUGACUUCGUCUACAUGCCCUCCAUGGCCGAUCUUGAAGCGGGCUCUUUCCGACUCUCUUCACCCCGUGUCCCGGUCCUUCCCGACCUGUCUUCUCACCAAGCAUCUCAGUCCACAUCCGCCCCACCCAUGAAGCCCCAGAUCUACACUGUCGCCGGUGCCGGCGCUGACGUCUCAGCCAGCGCUAUGAGUGAGGUCGUCGAUAAUCACGCUGUGGACUUGGAUCCGUUCUCACUGACUGAGGCCGUUGACCGCUCAAGAACUGGCGAGAUACUGCAGCGUCAGGCUAACGGCUCUGGCGCUGGUCAGCCUGGCGUUGUUAAGGAGUUGUGGGCUGGGUUCUUGGAUGAUGUCCUUGGUCCUAAACAGUCUACUGUCAGGAACUAG